CACUCAGGAGGACCACAGGACUGCACCUUGGAACCCAAAGUCGAAAUGUGGAACUCGGUUAUGCUCUGCUGGUGGGUCCUUCAUGGGAUCCAGCUGGCAGCUGGAGCGGUUCAUGGCUGUGGAGUUCCAGCCAUCAAGCCAGUGAUCACAGGCUAUGCCCGCAUAGUGAAUGGAGAGGAGGCCGUGCCCCACUCGUGGCCCUGGCAGCUAUCUCUGCAGGACUUCACAGGCUUCCACUUCUGUGGAGCUUCUCUCAUCAACGAGAACUGGGCCGUCACUGCCGCUCACUGCAAUGUCCAUACCAGCCAUCGUGUCAUCGUGGGGGAGCACGACAAGGAGAAGCCUGGUGAAGAAAUCCAGACCAUGAGGGUGGAGAAGGUUUUUACCCACCCCGAGUGGAACCCAUAUGCCAAGGACAAUGACAUUGCCCUCAUCAAGCUGGCUUCCCCAGUGACCCUCAACCGCAACGCAUCCCCCGUGUGUCUGGCUGGCUCCUCGGAUGUAUAUGAACCCGGAACUCGCUGCGUGACCACGGGCUGGGGCCUGACCGAAGACAAUUUCCUGUUCACACCCGACAAACUGCAGCAGGUCGCCUUGCCACUGGUCUCCAAGGACCAGUGCAUGGACCACUGGGGCAGCAUGAUCUCCGAUGUCAUGAUCUGCGCAGGUGCCGACGGCGCUUCCUCCUGCAUGGGCGACUCCGGCGGCCCGCUGGUGUGUGAGAGGAACGGAGUCUGGAACCUGGUGGGCAUCGUGUCCUGGGGCAACAGCCUCUGUGACAUCAACAUCCCCGCUGUGUACUCGCGUGUCACCGCCCUGCGCUCCUGGGUGGACCAGGUCCUCGCUGCCAACUAA
Messenger RNA from Scleropages formosus (Asian bonytongue), 855 nucleotides. RefSeq names its product chymotrypsin B-like. Gene Ontology annotation, biological process: proteolysis. The coding region runs from base 46 to 855 and encodes 269 amino acids. The record is from RefSeq and is a predicted model, not a curated record. The transcript has 8 exons. Gene Ontology annotation, molecular function: serine-type endopeptidase activity. Lineage: Eukaryota; Metazoa; Chordata; Actinopteri; Osteoglossiformes; Osteoglossidae.